Messenger RNA from Danio rerio (zebrafish), 1218 nucleotides. The record is from RefSeq and is a predicted model, not a curated record. Lineage: Eukaryota; Metazoa; Chordata; Actinopteri; Cypriniformes; Danionidae.
CAGUCUGAUCCAGACACUGUAUAAAUGAAAGAACAGAAAGGAGAGCAGAACAAACUCCUAACAGGAGGAGACUCACUCAUGGCCUAUGAGACAGAGCAUCAGGAGACUCAAUACUGCUUUCCUGACAUCAACUCAUCAUGUGUGAAGGAACAACGCUCCACUCAUGGAUAUAUCAUAAUAUGUGUGUUUGUCUCAUUGCUCUCGGUAUGGACUGUGUUUCUGAACCUGCUGGUGAUCAUCUCCAUCUCUCACUUCAAGAAGCUUCACACUUCAACCAACAUGAUUAUUCUCUCUCUGGCUGUAAAUGAUCUGCUUAUUGGCCUUAUCGUGAUGCCUGUGGAGGCCGUCAGACUGAUUGACAAGUGUUGGUAUUUUGGAGAAACUGUCUGUGGAUUCAUUUUAAUUUUAAUUUGGGUCAUUCCCUCAGCAUCUCUUAGUAAUUUGGUUUUAAUUGCUGUUGAUCGUUAUGUGGCUGUGUGUCACCCUUUACUGUACCCACAGAAGAUAACCAUGACAAACACACUAAUGAGUAUCGGUCUGAGCUGGCUUUGCUACUCAGCUUAUAUCUCAGCUCUCAUAAUUUAUAAUAGAUAUUUUGACAAUUCACACAGAACAGACGUGUGUUAUGGGCAGUGUUUAAUCAUGAUGAGUUUUAGUUGGAUAGUCACUGAUCUGUUCAUGUGUUUUAUUUUCCCCUGCCUCAUAAUGAUCACUUUAUAUUUGAGGAUUUUCUAUGUUGUUCAUCAGCAAGUGAAGAUUAUAAACUCUCUGAUGAAGCGUGGUAAAUGUGUAACAGAGGGUUCAGUCAAGAGGAAAUCUGAGAGUAAAGCUGCUCUGACUUUAGGAAUCAUUGUGCUUGUGUAUUUGCUUUGCUGGAUUCCAUACUAUAUCUGUACAUUAACUGUAAACUAUUCCACAGCUGUAAGCAUUUUGACAUGGAUUGUGUAUGCUAACUCGGGUAUGAAUCCUCUGGUUUAUGCUUUAUUUUACCCCUGGUUUAAAAAGACAACUAAACUCAUCUUAACUCUCAAAAUAUUUCAGCUUGCAUCCUCUCUGAUCAAUAUUUUUACAGAACAUGAGCUUUAGCUAAACUGCUAAAGCUGUUUCUCAUAAUGGUAGAUAUUGUUAUAUGUGAUACUAUUAAAACUAUUAAUUGUAACAAUUACAUACAAACAUAAGAUCACUUUCAAGAAUAAUAAAGAAAAACUAGUAGUGAUA